ACAUUUUGAGACACUGAGCAGUCAGUCUAGUUUCAGCCUGCGUGUAGAGUCUAAGUAACAUAAUAAACAUUUCUAAUUUCACAUUAAACAUGGCAAAGUUUGUGAUUGCACUCUUCGUCUUAGGUGUUUUGAGUUCCUAUUGCAAUGCAGUAACUCUAGAUAGGUGCGGAAUAGCAAGAGCUUUGAGAGCACAAGGAUUCCCUGAGGAUAAAAUGAGAGAUUGGGUAUGCUUAGUUGAAAACGAGAGUGCUGGCAACACAGGGAGAAAGAGCAGGCAGAACAAGAACGGCUCCUACGAUUACGGCCUGUUCCAGAUCAAUGACAAGUACUGGUGCAGCAACACCGGCACUCCUGGAAAAGAUUGCAACGUCACGUGUUCAGAUCUCCUUACUGAUGACAUCACCAAAGCUUCGCAGUGCGCCAAAAAAGUAUUCAAACGACACGGAUUCAGGGCAUGGUACGGUUGGCGUAACCACUGUCAAAACAAACCCCUCCCUGACAUCAGCAAAUGUUAAAGCAAAACUAUUAACUAUAUAUAAUAAUUGUAUACAUUGAUAUUGAUAUAAGGGAAACUUGCAUUUAAGAACACCAAACUUCAAUAAAGUAUAUUUUCAUUAAGUCAACAUGACAAUUUUCAUUA
Molecule: messenger RNA, 640 nt
Organism: Diatraea saccharalis (sugarcane borer)
Lineage: Eukaryota; Metazoa; Arthropoda; Insecta; Lepidoptera; Crambidae
Source: the annotation of a GenBank genome assembly